Aegilops tauschii subsp. strangulata is the source of this 426-nucleotide messenger RNA. The record is from RefSeq and is a predicted model, not a curated record. Lineage: Eukaryota; Viridiplantae; Streptophyta; Magnoliopsida; Poales; Poaceae.
AUGGCAAACAAUGUUGCCAAACUUGUCCCUCCCCGAGCCGCCCCGCCCCGCCCCUCCAUUCCCCACCUCUGCUCCGCCCCUCCAUUCCCCAUUCCCCACCCCGCUACCCUAGCGCCGCCCCUCCUCUGCUCCACCCCGCACCUCCCUGCUCCGCGCCGCCCCGCUCCCACUCCCUCCCCUCCUCCGUGCCGCCCCGCCACGCCGCUGCGCCGCCGCGCUGCGCCGCCCUCCAUUGACGGCGGCUACAUCGACUACAUCGACGAGGACGGCGGCUACAUCGACUACAUCAACGACGGCGGCGGCUACAUCAACUACAUCGACGGCGACGGCGGCUACAUCGACUACAUCAACGACGAAGGCGGCUACAUCGACGACGGCGCGAUCGACGACGACCACCGCUGCAUCGUCAACAUCAUCUCCCCCUAG